Panicum virgatum (switchgrass) is the source of this 2779-nucleotide messenger RNA. RefSeq names its product sodium/proton antiporter 1-like. Gene Ontology annotation, cellular component: membrane. The record is from RefSeq and is a predicted model, not a curated record. Gene Ontology annotation, molecular function: antiporter activity; monoatomic ion channel activity. The transcript is spliced from 11 exons. Gene Ontology annotation, biological process: transmembrane transport; sodium ion transport. Lineage: Eukaryota; Viridiplantae; Streptophyta; Magnoliopsida; Poales; Poaceae. Bases 75 to 1793 code for a protein of 572 amino acids.
CGCUCCUCAUCCAUUCGUGUCAGAAAACUCAGAAGGCGGCCCCCAAAUUCCUUCAGCAGCAGCCAAGUAAGGCAAUGUCGCUCUCCUGCUGCAUGCUCGGCGCCGCCCGGGCGGCGGCCUCUCCUUCCCUCCCCGCCCCCGCCGCCCUCCUCCGGCGGCGCCACUGCCCGCUAGCGGCUGCCGUGGGUCCGUUCCCGCACGCCCAGCGGUGGCGCCGCGGCCUUCGCUUCCGCUGCGCCUCGUCCCCGUCCGCAUCGCCUCCUCCGCCGCCGCCGGUGCCCCCUGAGGAGAUCGAUGACUACGAGCUUCUGGACACAACAGGGAAUUGUGACCCUUUAUGCUCAGUUGAUGACGUUAGCUCACAGUACUUUCAAGCUAACUACAAACCAAAAGAUGAUGUUUUGAAAGCUUUGACUAUCUUUGCAACAGCAUUGGCUGGGGCAGCUGCAAUAAAUCAUUCCUGGGUUGCUGCUAAUCAGGACAUUGCAAUGGUGCUGGUUUUUGCUCUUGGCUAUGCAGGUAUCAUUUUUGAAGAGUCAUUGGCAUUUAACAAAAGUGGAGUUGGAAUAUUGAUGGCUGUCUGCCUAUGGGUUGUCAGAAGCAUUGGGGCUCCCUCGGUUGACGUAGCUGUUGAAGAGUUGAGUCACACAACUGCUGAAGUCAGUGAAAUAGUAUUUUUCUUGCUUGGUGCAAUGACCAUUGUGGAAAUUGUUGAUGCUCAUCAAGGUUUCAAGUUGGUGACUGAUAAUAUAUCUACUCGAAGCCCUAAAACUCUUCUGUGGGUGAUUGGUAUAGUAACUUUCUUCCUGAGUGCGAUCCUUGACAACUUGACGUCCACUAUUGUGAUGGUGUCAUUGCUUCGGAAAUUAGUACCUCCAUCAGAAUAUAGAAAAUUGUUAGGUGGUGUUGUUGUAAUAGCAGCGAAUGCUGGCGGUGCAUGGACACCAAUUGGUGAUGUGACAACCACUAUGUUGUGGAUUCAUGGUCAGAUUACAACAUUAAAAAUAAUGCAGGGCUUGUUUAUUCCCUCAGCUGUUUCAUUGGCAGUCCCACUGGCUCUGAUGUCCCUCACCAGUGAAGCAAAUGGAACAUCUCAGAAAUCUUCCAGCGUGAUGUCAUCAGAGCAGAUGGCUCCUCGGGGACAACUCGUAUUGGCUGUAGGACUUGGUGCUUUAGUGUCUGUCCCAGUCUUUAAAGCUCUCACUGGUCUGCCACCUUUCAUGGGUAUGCUGCUUGGUCUUGGGAUUCUCUGGAUCCUGACGGAUGCAAUACAUUUUGGAGACUCUGAAAGGCAGCAACUAAAAGUUCCACAGGCCCUGUCACGGAUUGAUACACAAGGAAUUUUAUUCUUCUUAGGUAUCCUUUUAUCAGUUGGCAGUCUGGAAUCUGCAGGGAUCUUGAGGCAGUUAGCGAAUUAUCUUGAUGCCAAUAUUCCAAAUGGUGAUCUUAUUGCUAGUGCAAUUGGUGUGGCAUCAGCAGUUAUAGACAAUGUUCCACUUGUUGCUGCAACGAUGGGAAUGUAUGACCUGACUUCAUAUCCUCAAGAUUCGGACUUCUGGCAGCUUAUUGCAUUCUGUGCUGGUACUGGAGGGUCAAUGCUUAUCAUUGGCUCUGCAGCAGGAGUUGCUUUUAUGGGAAUCGAAAAGGUGGAUUUCUUCUGGUAUUUUCGCAAGGUGAGCGGUUUUGCCCUUGCAGGUUAUGCAGCAGGUAUAAUCUCGUAUCUAGCUACUCAAAAUCUCCAUCUAACUCUUCCCACAUCACUGGCUGAGAUCCCAUUUCUUCCUGGCUCAUAAAAGCAGGAAUGAGCACGUUCUUGCGGCCUGGUGGAUGCAGGACGGGGACGUCUACAGCACGGAGGCCUCCUGCGACGUACUGCGGCGCGCGGCAGGUGCGGCAGCAGCCCGCGGCGCGGGGGUGCGGCGACGGCGUGCGGCGGCGGUGCAUCCCCUGCUCAGCUGCUGGCACACGGCGCUGGCCGGCGGGCGCUGUCGCAGAGGCUGGCCGGCGGGCGGAGCCUGCACGACGGCCACCGGAAGCGGCUUGCGCGGCGGCCAGAGCAGUGGGUAGCCGUGGAUCUAGGCGACGGCAGAGCUCACGGCGGGCAUGGCGGCGGCGGAGCUCACUCUGGGCAUGGCGGUGGGCAUGGCGGCCCCGCGCCGAGCGCCGGCCUCUCCAGGUCCAGAUCCGGCCUCCGCAGCGGCGCAUCGGCGGCGGCGGCGUGGACGCGCAGCAGCGGCGGCGGCCUGGACGCCUGCUCGCCGGGACGCGCAGCAGCGGCGGCGGCCUGGACGCCUGGACGCGCGGCGGCGGCGGCGCCGUGGAUGCGCAGUGGGGGCGGCGCCGUGGACGUGCAGCGGUGGCGCCGUCGACGCGCGGCCGCGACGCGGUGGCGCGGCGGCGCGGAUGUGCGGCCACGGUGGCGACAGCGGCGUGGCCGCGCCCUGGAUGCGCGGUGGCUGCGGUGCCGUGGACGCGCGGCAGCGACGACCUGGACGCGCAGUGGCGGCGACGUGGACGAGCAGCGGCGAUUUUUUUUUAAAAAAAUUAAUUGAUUACUAGGGGCGGGUGAGGUGAUGGGGUGACCCGUCUCCGGAAAUACAUUUUUAGCGGCGGAUAAUGUACCCGCACUUGCAAAUAGCUAUUUUUAGCUGCGAAAAGCAUGGGCGGGUUAGGCGUCCGUCCCUAAAAAUAUUAUUUCACCCGCCUCUACAAACAUUUUAUGUAGUAGUAGUUUCACCUAGUUUCCUAACUUCUCAAAUCGUGCAUCUAGAUUCGUAAA